AUGAUUAGAGACAAGAUGGACAUAGAAGCUGUGAUUGUGGCACCUUCAAGGGAGCUUGGAAUGCAGAUUGUCAGAGAAGUUGAGAGAAGCUUCUUGGACCUGAAGAUAAGAGAUUGGUGCAACAACUUGGAGAAGAUACGCCAAGCUCUUAAAAGGAAGAGGCUCUUAAAAAGAACAAGCCAUCCAUUAUCAUUGGAACACCUGGGCGGAUUGCGGAAAUCAGUGCAGGCGGAGGAUAUGCAUCGUAUAAUUCAGCAUGUCAGUAGGAGAUCUGGUGCAGGUCUGCCUGAAGCAAAUGGUCCUACAACUAGGCGAGCUGAUCGUCAGACUCUCAUGGUGUCUGCAACGGUGCCAUUUUCAGUGAUUAGGGCAACUAGGAGUUGGGGAUGUGAUCCACUUCCUGUCCAAGCCAAAAAUGUUAUUCCACUUGAAUCUGUUGCUCCCCGUGCACUGUUAAUCUGUUAG
Fraxinus pennsylvanica is the source of this 465-nucleotide messenger RNA. NCBI's taxonomy places the organism in Eukaryota, Viridiplantae, Streptophyta, Magnoliopsida, Lamiales, Oleaceae. The record is from the annotation of a GenBank genome assembly.